AUGCCCCCAUCAACUGAAGCUAGCCUUUCUUUACUUCGGAAGGUAGGACUCAUCGAUGGAAGCACAACAGAGGAGAAGAUGAGAUGCCGAGGAAUAUCUGAAUUCAACGAGCACAAGGCAAUGCUUCUCUGUCCCAAGCUUGCCCCUAAUUUUGGCUAUGAGAAUCAUCCUUUGGGCAUUGAGGAAGAUAACACAAAUAUCCCCAAUUUCAGGUUUGUCUCUUCUGAACAAAUUGAAGGUUGUAUUCAGUAUUUGAACAAAGCAAGAUUUGAAAGCAUGUACUCAGUGACUAAGGAAGAAGCAAAAGCAAUUAGCUUGAAGGCCUUGGUGGACAAAGAGAACAACAGAGUUAUAUUUGCGGAAUCAGAUGAGGACUUUACUGAUGUUCUGUUUAGCUUCUUGACAAUGCCCAUGGGAACAAUCAUCAGGCUUAUUUCUAAUCAUAACCAACCACCAACAGUGGAGAUAGGUUGCAUGAACAAUUUGUAUGAAAGCAUUAAGAACCUUGACAUGCAGUAUUUCCGGAGUGAAGCAUGCAAGACCAUGUUGCUAUGCCCCAGAAAUGGUGCUGCAGCUCAGAACAAGAGACUAAAAUUGCAAAUUGAUGAUGGCGAGCUGCUGAGGUACUUCUUAUGCUAUAUGGAUUGCACCCUUUAUAAACACAAGUUACUGAGUCUCUACCCUAAUGCUGUUUGCGAAUGUGGACGGCUCAUGGAUAGGACGAUGGAGUUGUCAGAGAAGACUGUACAAAAGUUAGUUUUUGAUGCUCGAGAUAGAGGAGUGUUUGUUAAAGGACUGACCCAAUUUAUAAUAAGUGAUGAAUUACAAAUAAAGCCCUCAUCUCGAGAAGCAAGCCUUUCUAUAAUGUCCAAGCUGGGAUUCAUGGACUGUAGCGCCAUUGAGGAGUACAACAUCGACAUAGGAGUAGAUGAGGUUCUCACUUUGCUCAAGUGUUCACUGGUGUCAAAGAAACCUUUGACCGAAACUUUGUUGAAACAAACUUCAGCACCAAAGUUCGGCAAAGAAGAUUUUGAUCAGAACAUCUAUAUUGAAUCUAAAGUAAAAGAACCAGAAUCAAAUGUGGAUGGGAAGAUUCAUGUACAGCUUAUGGUCAGCAAAUCCAAGAAAAUGGUUUGUUAUGCCGAAGCAAGUGAAGAAUUUGUUAAUUUAGUCUCCAGUUUCCUAACUGUUCCACUUGGUUAUAUAAUAAAAGAAAUGCAGAGUAGCAUUUCAAAAGGAUCCUUAACUCACUUGUACAAUAGUAUACAGGAACUCAAUGCUGAGAAAUACUUGAAAUCUAAUGAGCACAAGGAAAUGCUCAUCAGUCCGAAGCUCGCCCCUGAUUUUAGCUAUGGGAAUCAUCCUUUAGGCAUUGAAGAAGGAUCCUAA
Messenger RNA from Pistacia vera, 1389 nucleotides. RefSeq lists its product as uncharacterized. The transcript is spliced from 5 exons. Bases 1 to 1389 code for a protein of 462 amino acids. The record is from RefSeq and is a predicted model, not a curated record. NCBI's taxonomy places the organism in Eukaryota, Viridiplantae, Streptophyta, Magnoliopsida, Sapindales, Anacardiaceae.